This is a messenger RNA of Salvia hispanica, 1239 nucleotides long. Its product is annotated as malate dehydrogenase, cytoplasmic. The record is from RefSeq and is a predicted model, not a curated record. Gene Ontology annotation, molecular function: L-malate dehydrogenase (NAD+) activity. NCBI's taxonomy places the organism in Eukaryota, Viridiplantae, Streptophyta, Magnoliopsida, Lamiales, Lamiaceae. Gene Ontology annotation, biological process: malate metabolic process.
GCUAAUCGAGUUUUCCUCAUCAACAAUUUUGCAUAUAAAUACUUGACGUACCUAAACCAUCGCUUUCACCGCAGAUUUUAAGCAGAAUCGAUCUCACAUCACAAUUCAGUACGAAGCAAUGGCGAAGGAACCACUACGAGUUCUCGUCACCGGCGCCGCAGGACAAAUUGGAUAUGCUUUAGUGCCUAUGGUUGCUCGUGGAGCUAUGUUGGGACCUGAUCAGCCUGUGAUUCUCCACAUGCUCGAUAUUGCGCCUGCAGCUGAGGCGCUCAAUGGCGUCAAAAUGGAAUUGGUCGAUGCAGCAUUCCCUCUCCUUAAAGGCGUUGUAGCCACCACCGAUGUAGUUGAAGCUUGCACCGGUGUCAAUGUUGCUGUCAUGGUUGGUGGCUUCCCAAGGAAAGAGGGCAUGGAGAGGAAAGAUGUGAUGUCAAAGAAUGUGUCCAUCUACAAGUCUCAAGCCUCUGCUCUUGAAAAGCAUGCUGCACCUAACUGCAAGGUUCUGGUUGUUGCUAAUCCUGCCAAUACGAACGCGUUGAUUCUUAAGGAAUUUGCUCCAUCAAUUCCUCAGAAGAACAUUACUUGCUUGACUAGAUUGGACCACAACAGGGCCCUCGGACAGGUUUCAGAGAGAUUGAAGGUGCAAGUAGCAGAUGUCAAGAAUGUGAUCAUUUGGGGGAAUCACUCCUCAACACAGUAUCCCGAUGUCAACCAUGCAUCCGUCAAGACUUCAUCCGGAGCAAAGCCUGUGCGCGAGCUCGUUGCCAAUGAUGAAUGGCUGAAAGGGGAGUUCAUUACAACUGUGCAGCAGCGCGGGGCUGCUAUAAUCAAAGCUAGAAAGUUUUCUAGUGCGCUAUCUGCUGCGAGUUCUGCUUGUGAUCAUAUCCGCGACUGGGUCCUUGGCACUCCGGAGGGUGAUUGGGUUUCAAUGGGUGUAUACUCUGAUGGAUCAUACAAUGUCCCAGCUGGUCUCAUCCAUUCAUUUCCAGUUACCUGCAAGAAUGGAGAGUGGUCAAUUGUUCAAGGUCUGUCGAUUGAUGAGUUUUCGCGGAAGAAGUUGGAUGCAACUGCUCAAGAACUGAGUGAGGAGAAAUCGUUGGCGUAUUCUUGCCUUCAAUAGUUUUGAUAUAGUUGCAGCAUUAAUAAUGGCAUUUGCCUCUUCUAUAAUGAUAUUCGUUUUCAUAACUUCCAUAAAAAGAAAUUGCGUACAUUUUAUAGUAGCAGUAUUAAUUAUUUUGUGCA